AAUGUCGCGGACCGUAGCGAGACUCGGGUCGAGGCCAUGAGGUUCUCAGAUCCUGGACCAGACUGCAUGUUUGGCGACGAUGGAAGCUGUUGGAAACAUUAUGAUAUUGGCAUGGUGCAGAUUUUCUCGGUAAAAGUGGGCAGCCUUCCUGCUGAUGCUGGGUCCGUAGAGCUGUAUGGGUACAUAGCAGCUCGAGAUCAACGGGAUCCAUUCCGUAACUAUGUCGUCAACAUUAGCAGGGAUGAUCCCAUCGUUGUGGAGGAAGGUUCUCUCGUCGACAUGGCUGGCCCUAAGCAGGGGAUACAGUUAAUGGACAAUACUCUGAUCGAAUAUGACAUGAGGAUCAAAACAGGCGAACAAGAACAGGAUGACCUGCAGAUGCUAGACGGUGCAUCAAUUUUAAGCUUCAUUGGUCCAUGGAAUUACCCAUUCAAGUUAGACACCCCGGGAGACUAUGGCACGAUUGACAUCAUUUUAUCACCUAUUCGGUGGGCUGUUGAGGCGACGGUUAAGGUUCACAUACUAGAAGUACAAAGCAGUUUCAGGUUGUCACUCAUAUGUUUAACCAGCGGGAUUGAUGAGCAAAUCGUGCUCUUUGAUGACAUCAUUUCCGAGUCACACGACUUGAAAAGGUCUCUGGUUGCUGUUAGGAGCCGAUCUUUUGUAGAUUUGAAGUUCAAUAUAGGCGCACCGUCAUCUUGUCCCGACCAACAUUGUUGUUCCUUCAAGGCUGAAUGGCAUGGGCAUAUUAUACAAAAGAUAAGGACCUGUUUUGCAUUAAUCUUAGUCAACGUGUCUUGGUCGACCUUGCCUCCUUACUUUGAUGGCUAA
Messenger RNA from Lolium perenne, 831 nucleotides. RefSeq lists its product as uncharacterized. The record is from RefSeq and is a predicted model, not a curated record. NCBI's taxonomy places the organism in Eukaryota, Viridiplantae, Streptophyta, Magnoliopsida, Poales, Poaceae.